Pyrgilauda ruficollis (rufous-necked snowfinch) is the source of this 2093-nucleotide messenger RNA. RefSeq names its product phosphate cytidylyltransferase 1B, choline (gene PCYT1B). The coding region runs from base 64 to 1152 and encodes 362 amino acids. NCBI's taxonomy places the organism in Eukaryota, Metazoa, Chordata, Aves, Passeriformes, Passeridae. The transcript is spliced from 8 exons. The record is from RefSeq and is a predicted model, not a curated record. Gene Ontology annotation, molecular function: phosphatidylcholine binding; choline-phosphate cytidylyltransferase activity. Gene Ontology annotation, biological process: CDP-choline pathway.
CGGCCGAGCCCCCGGGCGGCUCCCGGGGAGACCCCCCGCGCCGGGCGGGCCCGGGCGGCGGCCAUGCCAGUGCGUGCGGCCGGUGCUGAGUCAGGAAGAGGCAUCCCCAAAUCCCCCUCCGAGACCAUGGAGGAGCUGGAACACACCUGCCCACAGCCGCGCCUGACUCUGACUGCACCUGCUCCAUUCGCAGAUGAAACAAGCUGUCAGUGCCAAGCACCCCAUGAGAAGUUAACCAUUGCACAAGCCCGCCGGGGAACACCAGUUGACAGACCUGUCAGAGUGUAUGCAGAUGGAAUAUUUGACCUCUUCCACGCUGGCCAUGCUAGAGCUCUUAUGCAAGCCAAAACUCUAUUCCCAAAUAGCUACUUAUUAGUAGGAGUUUGCAGUGAUGAUUUAACUCAUAAAUUCAAAGGCUUCACUGUGAUGAAUGAAACUGAGCGAUAUGAAGCCCUCAGACACUGUCGUUAUGUGGAUGAGGUCAUCAGAGAUGCACCCUGGACACUGACACCUGAGUUCCUUGAAAAACAUAAGAUUGACUUCGUAGCACAUGAUGACAUCCCGUACUCUUCCGCUGGAUCGGAUGACGUAUACAAACACAUAAAGGAGGCAGGAAUGUUUGUGCCUACGCAGAGAACCGAAGGUAUCUCCACAUCGGACAUCAUCACUCGCAUCGUGCGGGACUACGACGUGUACGCGCGGCGCAACCUCCAGCGAGGAUACACCGCCAAGGAGCUGAACGUCAGCUUCAUCAAUGAGAAGAAAUAUCGCUUUCAAAACCAAGUGGACAAAAUGAAAGAAAAAGUCAAGAAUGUGGAGGAAAAGUCAAAAGAAUUUGUUUACAAGGUGGAAGAGAAGAGCCAUGACCUGAUUCAGAAAUGGGAAGAAAAGUCCAGGGAAUUUAUUGGCAACUUUUUAGAGCUGUUUGGACCUGAUGGAGCUUGGAAGCAGAUGUUCCAGGAACGAAGUGGCCGAAUGCUCCAGGCUUUUUCUCCCCGGCAGAGCCCAAACAGCAGUCCUACACGAGGCCGCUCUCCAUCCCGUUCUCCAUCUCCACCUUGGGUCAUCAAUAAGACCUCCCCUCCCUCUUCUCCAAAAGCUGCCUCUGCCUCCCUCAGCAGCAUGAGCGAGGGAGAUGAGGAUGAAAAAUAAAAUAUAUAUUUUUUUAACCAUGAGACAGAAGAACAAGCUAUGAACUCAACCACUGGAUGGGGAGAAGCGUGAGGAACACCAGGGGUAUCUCUGACAGCAGGGAUCGUGCUCUGGGAGAUGUCAAAAAUGAACUGGAGCACAGCAAGGGAGAUCUCAGGAAGAGCUUAUCCCAUCCCCACUCCCUCACGCUGCUGGAGCCCAGCCAGCAGCACUUGCCAGGCACAGCUCCGGGGACUGACAGAAAACCACACCCCUGUGCAAGUUCCUGCCCCUGCCUUGCUGCUUUCCAGCUGCUGCUCCAGGCCAGGCCCGCGGGAGCUCUGCACCGAGGGGACUGGCAGGAGGAGCCCAGCUGGCUCCUGAUCCAGACCCAGCACACAGGGAAGUGCUGGCUGCAGCCUGCAGAGAGAGAAGACACAGUUGUACCCUGCUGACCUUGAGCUCUUCUGGCACGUGAAGGAAUGGCAUUGCUGCAGCAAAUAUGUUGAGAAACUGGGAAUAAAGUUGGGGUUUUUUUCUUUUUGAAUAACAUCUGCCCCAGAGCCCAGAUCAUGCAGUGAAAUGAAGAGCUCUCCAGACAAGUUGAUGGAAAUCCAUUUAACACAUUCAGUGCUGCUUGUUGACCAAGCCUCUGUGUGGGGUGUACGUAAGGAGUCAGGCUUUUUGCUUUAUCAAAUCACUCUGUGUUCCUAGUGCCUGAACAGCUGCCUAAUCACUUCUGGUUUGCUCCCUGGCUUUGCACUUGGAAGGCAAGAAAGUAAAUGAAAAGACAGCCAGAGCUGGAAUGUGGUGGUAUAGGAAAUAACACAGUUUGAAGAUGCUGAUGGUUUUUACUGGUGAAUUAUAAAAAUAUCCCAAGGCCUUUGGAUGUGGCCUCCUAGGAAAACCUGCUGCUCCCUGCUAUGUAUCAGCAAAUGACAAACAGUGCUGUUGUCACAUGG